CUAAGCAGUCGUCACAUCCGGUUUGAACAGCCGGCGCGAUUGAAGGAAUAAUCUGGAGUUGUCUCUGAACUGUCUAUCUUAUCUUUAAACACUUUUGGCUUUGUUUUGAAAUCGUGCAAUCACAAUGACUUUCGAUGUUCGGAGGUUCGAUAUCUACAGGAAAGUGCCCAAAGAUCUUACCCAGCCAACGUAUACGGGAGCUUUCAUUUCAAUAUGCUGCUGUGUCUUCAUGUUGUUCCUCUUUCUCUCCGAACUGACAGGAUUCAUCGCCACAGAAAUAGUAAAUGAACUGUAUGUAGAUGACCCUGAUAAGGACAGUGGUGGGAAGAUAGAUGUGAGUUUAAACAUCAGUUUGCCAAACUUACACUGUGAUUUGGUGGGUUUGGACAUUCAGGACGAAAUGGGGCGACAUGAAGUGGGCCACAUAGAUAAUUCAAUGAAAGUGUCACUCAACAAUGGUUACGGAUGCCGCUUUGAAGGAGAAUUCAGUAUUAAUAAAGUUCCAGGAAACUUUCAUGUGUCAACACACAGUGCGACUGCUCAGCCACAGAACCCCGAUAUGACUCACAUCAUCCAUAAACUCGCGUUUGGAGAGAAGCUUCUGGUGCAAAAUGUCCAGGGGGCUUUUAAUGCUUUGGGUGGAGCUAACAGACUUCAGUCCAAUGCUUUGGCCUCUCAUGAUUAUAUUCUCAAGAUCGUCCCCACAGUUUAUGAGGAUCUAGGAGGAAAGCAGAGGUUUUCCUACCAGUACACAGUGGCAAACAAGGAAUAUGUUGCAUACAGCCACACGGGACGCAUCAUCCCAGCUAUCUGGUUUCGUUAUGACCUGAGUCCAAUCACAGUCAAAUAUACAGAGAGAAGACAGCCGCUCUACCGCUUUAUCACUACCAUUUGUGCUAUCAUCGGUGGGACGUUCACUGUAGCAGGUAUUAUUGACUCGUGCAUAUUCACAGCCUCGGAAGCCUGGAAGAAAAUCCAGAUCGGGAAAAUGUCAUGAGUUUUUCUUAAGAUCUACCACAUCUUUUCUUGAUGCCAGACAAACCUCUGCAUGCCCAUUAGUACACCAUAUUAUGACCAAUUGGAUAUAAUUAUUUUAUGCAGUUUAUUUUUCAAUAUGCUCAUUUAAAAGACUGGUUUCCAUCUCUCAACAUUUAAUACGAUGAAUUGCAGGGAUGACAGUGUUGAGGUUUGUUUGGGAGAUGGGGUUUCCUGAUUUGAAUGCCACAUUUAAUUCACAAACAUGACCUGAUUUAGUGCAUUCAUAGCAGUGACGUGGACAGAACACUGUUUUUCACUCAUAAAAAGGAUGUACUGGGAUUUCCUCAUUCACAUGCACACAAACUGAGAGGUUUAAAGGCAGUGAAUAGUGUUCUAUGAGAAUAUUAAUGUCACUUUAGAUCUGUCAUAGUGAAAUGUUUCAAAUAAAAUUCCGCUUUGAACCAGUUCCUCUGAACUUUGUACACCAAUCAAGGCAUUAUUUCUGUUAAUUGGGUUGUUAAAUUGUAAAUUAGUCGAUUAUAUUUUAUAUGUGCCUUCAAAGGACUGAAAUGAUUACCAAUCUCUUCUUGAUGUCUGUUUGGGUGAAUCUCACGAACCUUGUCAUGAACAUGUUCAGGUCAUAUUUCACCCCAAAAUCAAAAUCAAGAAGUUAAGAAAUCAUAUUUUGGUCAAGAAAAUGAAACCUAGUUUAAAUUUAGGCUUAUUGAGAUGAUUUGUGUUGUGGGAUAACAGUUAAGCAGAUUUCUCCACCAAUUCUCAUUACUUUAAUGAAAAAAAGGGAUAUUUUAUUUGAAAUUGUACAUAUCAGAAUGAGCUUUAUUGCCAAGUAUGCUUCCACAUCUAAGGAAUUUUUUUGGUGACAGAAGAUAUACAUCAUGGUAGUAUUUGUUGUACAGCCUUUAUGCUGAUUUAAAUUAAAAAACGAAUUGCCAAAAAUAAUGAGAAUCAUUGUAUUGUAGUUAUUUUUUAUGGGGAAUGUGUUUCAUUUGAAAUUAAAAUGCAAAAAUAUCUUAAAAUCUCCAAAAUAGGCUUUAUUUUCUUUUUCGGAGUGACUAUUUGCACUAGGUGUAAAAAGCGCCUGCCACACAACACGGCUAUAGUCCAAUAGUUUGGUGGAAACAGAAAUUGAAGACAAACUGCGCCCCUUGUGUCACUACAAUGGUGUUGGUUGUAACGACAGUGUGACUGCUCUUUUUCAUGUGUAAGACCCGGGUUUGAUUCAACUUUUUCCCAUCCUGUUUCUUGUCUCCAAUAUUAAUAUGAGCGUAAAUACUGCUUAUAAUAAAUAAAGAUGAAUGUAAUGGUUGAUCCUUGCAGUGAUAUGGUCGCAGUGACGGUCGGGAGUUGAGAGAAUGGUUUUACUAUAGUAAUAUGGUGUUAAUAUAGUUACCAUGUUUAAUUUUGUGGUUACUAUGAUUUUACUUCAAAAUACCAUGGUGAUACUAUGGUUAAUUAAAGUAAAACAAUGGUUAAUUUUUGUAAGGGAAGGUUGGGGUUAGGUUUAGGGGUGUAGGGUGUCUGUGGGUCUCUAAAUAAACGUAAUAUACACACAUUGCAUUGAUGCCCUUAUACUGUAUGUUAAAGGAGACCUAUUAUGCCCAAUUUUACAAGAUGUAAUAUAAGUCUCAGGUGUCCUCAGAAUGUGUAUGUGAAGUUUCAGCUUGUAAUGCCUCAUGGAUCAUUUAUUAUACUAUGUUGUAAAUGCCUCUUUUUGGGUGGAAUCAAAAACGCGUUGUUUUCGUGUGUGUCUCUUUAAAUGCAAAUGAGCUGCAUCAGAGACAAUGCUAACUUUAGCUGCAUUAGCCAUGGAAUCUGCCAAUAAGAACAUUCGGAAAGGCGAAUUGCAAACAUCCUGCUUUAUAUCGACACUCAUUCGCAAAGCAGUCCGGUGUAAAAUGAUUUGGACAAACAUACACAUAUUUUUUUAUAUUUUAAGGCACAUUUCCUUCAAAAACAAAACUUGUCCACUGCGUCUUCAGUGGCUCUGAUGCCUGGAGUACAUGAAGACCCUUAUGUUCACUUUUACAGCCAACAACAGAACACUUAUGAUGAAGAAGCUGAGACAUUAUUCCUCUCACUGUAUCUGCUCCAGCACGGAUAAAAAUGCCGGACUGUGUGUAGAUCACUCAGGGGUGGAUCUAUGAUGAUAGGGUGGAGCCCGUCACCAGUUGUGGGCGAGGCCUGAUCUAACCUGACGUCACUUUAGAGCAGAAACGAAAACCGUUCAUUUUGACACACUGUUCAAAUGACAGAAAGAGGAGUGGGUGGACUUUUAACAUUGUAGGGUGGUUGUGUGCACACUGCCGACUCACAUUUGAAUUUUGUGAAUUUUGCAUAAUAGGUCCCCUUUAAUAUUUAAUUAGGGGUGCAAAUAAUAUCUGCCACUAUUUGCACUGGGGUGUCAAUUGCGUCUAACACUAUUUGUACUUAGUGCAAAUAGCCUCUGCCUUUUCUUUUUGCUAAAUAUUAUUUUCAAUUUUUUUCCUUUCAAAUUUUGGGGUGAAAUGUGACUUGGACAUGUUUUCCUGAGCUUGACUGAUUGAUUUUUAAAAUCUUGUUAUUAUUCAGAUUUAAUUAAGCAGUGUGGUUUCACACUUACUGAAUAUGUCGGAUUUAGUUUCUUUCCAUGGUACAUUUGGGUUAUUUUGCACUCUAUUUGCUUUCUCUGGAUGUGUUUUUGUGUUAAAGUAUUCGAUUGAAGGGAAAUCUUUAAUGUUUUCUUUUUCUGACAAAAUCAUUUUCAAUGGUUUUUUAAGUGUAUAUCCUUUUCGCUAAGGGCACUCUGUGGCUUAAUUAUGGUUUUGUUUCACCAGUCAAUAAUGUUUAAUGAAUAACCUUCUUGUUUGUUUGUUUUGUACAGUAAGCCGGAAGCUGUCAAUCAAACACCUAAAGUGUUUAUACUCUCAAGCCUGUUUUAAAGAGGUUCCCAUCAGUGUUUCGUAUAUUCCAAAAAACAGGUUGAAUCUGUAACACUGAAUUGUGUUUCCACAUGGAAGGUUUUGUUUUGAAGAUGUGAUGUGUUGUCGUUUUACAUGGCAGCAGAAGAGUAUUUUCACUACACUCGCUGACAACAGUAAACCACAGCCUACAUUUUAGCUCAUAGUUUCAUGAGUAAACUUCUCAGAUAUGUUGUUUUAGGAUCUCCUGCCAGUCAAACAACACUAAAACUCCUGCUGCCAUAUUUAAUCUUUUGUUGCAGAUUUAGUUUAACAUGACAGUCAAAUUACUACUUGGUAUUUUACCUACAAGGACGUUAUUUUCCAGACUAUGCCACUUUUCCUGACUUUGUUUACCUGGUUAGUUCAAACCUCACCACAACCAGUUUAUUUGUUUGUGUUUGUAUUUUGAAACAGUUUUUUUUUUUGUUGUUUUUUAGUUUUAAGGUUUACCAUAAUGUGGAAAAAUAAAAAGCAUUAUGGGGCCAUGUAAGAAACUAUCUUGUUAUUUUUUAGUUCAUUUAUAAAUAAUUUUGUAGGUUAGGUCAAAUAAUCAAGUGAGUCCUUGAGUUGUUUGUCUUCAAUGGAAAACUGUGGAAAUGGAAAUCAAUACAAUAGAAGUGAAUGCUUAUAUAAAUGCAAUUGAUAGUAAAUGUAAAGAACAAGUAUUGUUAAAUUUUAAAU
Messenger RNA from Xyrauchen texanus (razorback sucker), 4619 nucleotides. Its product is annotated as endoplasmic reticulum-Golgi intermediate compartment protein 1. Gene Ontology annotation, cellular component: endoplasmic reticulum; endoplasmic reticulum membrane; COPII-coated ER to Golgi transport vesicle. The record is from RefSeq and is a predicted model, not a curated record. Gene Ontology annotation, biological process: endoplasmic reticulum to Golgi vesicle-mediated transport; retrograde vesicle-mediated transport, Golgi to endoplasmic reticulum. NCBI's taxonomy places the organism in Eukaryota, Metazoa, Chordata, Actinopteri, Cypriniformes, Catostomidae. The transcript has 10 exons. The coding region runs from base 125 to 997 and encodes 290 amino acids.